Messenger RNA from Hordeum vulgare subsp. vulgare (domesticated barley), 722 nucleotides. RefSeq names its product protein TsetseEP-like. The transcript has a single exon. NCBI's taxonomy places the organism in Eukaryota, Viridiplantae, Streptophyta, Magnoliopsida, Poales, Poaceae. The coding region runs from base 90 to 515 and encodes 141 amino acids. The record is from RefSeq and is a predicted model, not a curated record.
UACAACCAGUUAUGCACACAACACACGCGCGCGCACACACAGAACACAGCAGGUGCAACACUAGCUGCAAGCACAAGAAAUAGGCAGCAAUGGCGAGGCAAUGCCUUCUCGCCGUGCUCCUCGUCGGGGUAGUUGCAGCCUCCGCCUUCAACCAAGGAGCUGCGGCUGGGCGAGACCUUGCUGCCGUCGAGAAGUUUGCAGAGGUAAAGCCAAAGCCAGAACCCAAACAAGAGCAAAUGCCCAAAUAUAUGCCACACCCAGAGCCAGAGCCAUGCAAACCUGAACCGAUGCCCAAACCCAAACCAAAGCCUGAACAAAAGCCAGGGGAGAAGCCUGGACCAAAACCCAAGCCCAAGCCGAUGCCAAAACCCAAGCCCGUCCCCUGCUCCAAACCAAAGCCAGAGCCUAAGCCCAAGUCGAUGCCGAAACCCGAACCAAAGCCGGAGCCCAAGCCUAAACCUGAACCGAAACCGAUGCCGCCUCCGAAGUGCAAACCACCGACAGCACACAAUUGAUGGGAUACCUAUAUAUGACAGUUGAUGGAGGAGACCCCAUACGCCACACUUUGCUAUUUCUAGAAUAAGUGGUGUAAUAUUCCUUGUAUUCCAUUUCUCUCUAUUGUUCCAUGCACGUGUGAUGAGUAUUAGUACUCUGUAAUUAUUAUUUGCUUGUUGAUAUAUGUUCCUCUACUUUGUAUGUGAGUCGAAUUGUUGUUCUCUUGA